Sinocyclocheilus anshuiensis is the source of this 1449-nucleotide messenger RNA. RefSeq names its product vacuolar protein sorting-associated protein 4A-like. Gene Ontology annotation, biological process: vacuole organization; endosomal transport. Gene Ontology annotation, molecular function: ATP binding; ATP hydrolysis activity. The record is from RefSeq and is a predicted model, not a curated record. Lineage: Eukaryota; Metazoa; Chordata; Actinopteri; Cypriniformes; Cyprinidae.
GCAGUGAAACCGCUGGCGCGUGAGAUGAAAUGACAACGUCAACACUGCAGAAAGCGAUUGAGCUGGCCACUAAAGCCACAGAGGAGGACAAGGCCAGGAGCUAUGAGGAGGCGCUGAGACUCUACCAGCAUGCUGUGGAGUAUUUCCUGCACGCCAUCAAGUAUGAAGCGCACAGUGACAAGGCGAAGGAAAGCAUCCGUGGGAAGUGUAUGCAGUAUCUGGACAGAGCCAAGAAACUCAAGGACUACUUGAAAAACAAGGACAAACAGGGCAAGAAACCAGUGAAGGAAACACAGAGCAAUGACGAGGGUAGUGACAGUGACAGUGAAGGAGAAAAUCCUGAAAAAAAGAAGCUCCAGGAGCAUCUGAUGGGUGCGAUUGUGAUGGAGAAGCCCAAUGUGAGGUGGAGUGAUGUGGCUGGACUGGAGGGGGCAAAAGAAGCCCUGAAAGAAGCUGUCAUUCUGCCCAUCAAAUUCCCACACCUGUUCACAGGCAAGUGCACUCCAUGGAGGGGCAUUCUUCUGUUCGGGCCCCCCGGCACUGGGAAGUCCUAUCUAGCCAAAGCUGUGGCCACCGAGGCCAAUAACUCCACCUUCUUCUCCGUGUCUUCCUCGGACCUCGUGUCCAAGUGGCUCGGCGAGAGUGAGAAACUGGUGAAGAAUCUGUUCGAUCUGGCUCGCCAGCACAAGCCCUCCAUCAUCUUCAUAGACGAGGUGGAUUCCCUCUGUGGAUCCAGAAAUGAGAACGAGAGCGAAGCCGCUCGGAGGAUCAAGACGGAGUUCCUGGUGCAGAUGCAGGGUGUUGGUAAUAACAACGAUGGAUUACUCGGUGCUACUAACAUUCCUUGGGUGCUUGACGCUGCUAUUCGCAGAAGGUUUGAGAAGCGCAUCUACAUCCCUCUCCCCGAGGAGCCGGCCAGAGCAGCCAUGUUUCGCUUACAUCUGGGAAACACGCCUCACAGUCUGACUGAAACAGACCUGCGUCAGCUGGCCCGCAAAACAGACGGAUACUCCGGAGCCGAUAUCAGCAUCAUAGUGCGAGACGCUCUCAUGCAGCCUGUCAGGAAAGUGCAGUCCUCUACACACUUCAAAAAGGUGUGAGGGCCGUCUCGCAGUAACAGCUCUGUGAUGGUGGAUGACCUCCUGACCCCGUGCUCCCCCGGUGACCCUGAUGCCAUAGAGAUGACCUGGAUGGAUGUUCCUAGUGACAAACUGCUGGAGCCCAUAGUGUGCAUGACUGACAUGCUCUCUCUGGCGACCACACGCCCCACCGUCAACACAGAAGACCUGCUGAAGGUGAAGAAGUUCACAGAGGAUUUUGGACAGGACGGCUGAAGCACAACACGCCAUUCAAUCCAGUCAACCAAGACUAUCUGCUCUAAACUAACCCGAAUCUGACUUCUUCCGCCCAACACUACACCACAUCACAGUCAGCAGACUGGAAAGAAGA